AAUAAAAAUGAACUUCAACAAAAAUCCCAAUGAUAAUAACCGGUCAUCUUCCGCAAGGCGUGAUGUUACGUGCUGCUGAGCUUAAAACCUUGACAUCACCGACUGCGGGUUGUUCAUCUGAAUAUAAGUGAAGAAUGUAGGAUUCAAGUCAUUCAUACCGAUAUAAUACUUCAUUUCAGUAAGUGCAAAGAACACUGCCAACCAAUGUCAGUCACAAAGAUAUUCCUUCUACUUGCCUUGUUCAUUUCGCUGACAGUAGCAUUGCCAGCACCCUUCUUGCAUAAAAAGUUUGGCGGCCAUGGCGGAGGUUAUGGAGGAGGAUAUGGAGGUGGCUAUGGAGGAGGACAUGGGGGUGGUGCAAUCAUUAUAGUGAAGAAAGUUUACUCUGGUGGUUAUGGAGGAUAUAAUAGUGGUUACGGUGGUGGUUACGGAGGACACGGAGGAUAUGGAGGACAUGGAGGUGGCUAUGGUGGAGGCGGUGGAUAUGGAGGGGGUGGAGGUUAUGGCGGCGGCGGCGGCGGUGGCUAUGGAGGAGGCGGCGGCUAUGGAGGAGGCGGUGGCUACGGCGGCGGAUUUGGAUUUGGAGGAGGUUUUGGGGGCGGUUAUGGAAAAUAAACGUGCUUACUAUAAGAGUGGACAAAUUUGAUAAUAAAUAAUUUUCGUUUCUAAAUAGUUUUUGGAAACGAUGUUCAAUGCAAGAGCUCAUGUAAAUUUUCUGUUAAUCUUAAAUUAAUUUCUAAUUAAAAUUGGUUUUAGUAAGACUUAAAUAUGAAGUUAAUGUGUUAUUAGUUUUAUUCACAAACUUCUUUUUGGGCAUUUUGCCUCAAAAAUUUUUGUCUUUAAAAAAGUGUUAUUAGUUAGUACCCUUCAAAUCUUGCGAAGCAGGUAAAAAAAACUUAAUUGGGAAAAUGCCAGUAAAAAAAGGAAAUACGUAGAACGUAUAUUAUGAAAGUUUUCGCACUAAAUUGAACUAUCCUCAGCAACUACACCGAAUAUCUAAGAUACCUUACUCGAUAUGUUAUUGAUAAUUAGAUUUGGUUUAUUUGCGCCAUGUGAAAUGCUUUAAAAAUAAGUAAGUUUACUACGGUUUCCAACGGUUUAUACUGUGGUUGGUUCCUAGGCUUUAGGGUUCUUUUUAUAGUCUUAAAAGUGGGUAUUUUCCAAUCCAUUAUAAACCAAGUAUAAUAUUUUCGCUGAAAGAUAAAAUGCUUGUGAAUGACAUAUCUUGCUUUUCGUAAUAAAUUUAUACAUACCUA
Molecule: messenger RNA, 1256 nt
Organism: Dendroctonus ponderosae (mountain pine beetle)
Lineage: Eukaryota; Metazoa; Arthropoda; Insecta; Coleoptera; Curculionidae
Product: glycine-rich cell wall structural protein
Exons: 3
Coding region: 205-615 (136 amino acids)
Source: RefSeq, a predicted model, not a curated record